AAAAUCUAUUCACAAUUUGUAAUAUUAAUUAUAUAUGAAUCAUUGCGACGAUUACUUUCAACUCUCUGAGACUGACAAUUAUAACAUACAAGCCAUUAAAUCUAAAUGGCGAUUCCACAACAAUUCCCUUCAUGGAUAACCAUAACUCAAAAUCGAUUUUGAAGAACAACCUCAAAAAUCGUUUCAAUUGCCUGAUGUCUUUAUGACAACUAGACAAAAUCAACCUAAAGUUUAACAUCACCAUAUGACUUAGUAAUCAUUUCAUGAGAUCCCCAAAAAAAGCAGAAAAGGAAGCAAGAUAAGUUUAAGCAGUUUAGAGGUCUCACCUAAAAUUCCCAUCUUAAAUAAAAGCAAAGAAUAGAAAUUUAAGGAAUUAUCAGAUUUACAAAAGAGUUAUUCUUAAUACAAGUAUAUCAAUUAUUCUUAUUUCUAACAGAAAAUCAUUUCAUAAGGUCAAGAAUUAACAAUAAACACAAUUAUUAAAUACUUCGGCAUAUUUUCAACAGGAAUCAUCAUUUGUGUUCAACGGAGUUAAGUUACCCUACAGUUUAUACAUGAUUAAUAAGAAUAGACAAUUGGCCAUUAGUAGUAUAAUGUAAAAUGCGAGUGCGCAAUUGUAAGAAUAAUCGAAAUAAUAAAUCGAGAUGAUCGAUAGUCUAAUAAAAAAAGUUCGUAAUAUUGGCCCUUAUUUAAGGGAAUGAACAUCAAAAUAAGCAAAAGGUGAAAGAGUACAGAAGCCGAUCCUUCCUGCAAAAUGCCUACUACUCGAUGCUGUGCGUAAACCAGGGUUCCAAGAAGCGUCUAAAGAGGAUAAUCCAGGGAAAGUUUCCAAUGGAGUCUCGGUUUUAGCAGUUAUGA
Messenger RNA from Paramecium octaurelia, 858 nucleotides. NCBI's taxonomy places the organism in Eukaryota, Ciliophora, Oligohymenophorea, Peniculida, Parameciidae. The record is from the annotation of a GenBank genome assembly.